AUGGUCUGUCCUCUUGUACUCGUCUUGAUAGUGUCAAGAGUCCUCGGUCACUCCAUCGACCACUCAAUCGCUCAACAAUACCAAACACUACAAGACUGUCUGAUAUCCAAAGGCGUUCCGACUACUCUGAACUCUUCUUCUGACUGGAAUUCUCUCACUACCGCAUACAACCUUCGCCUUCAGUAUACCCCUGUUGCAGUUACCAUCCCCACCACACCUGAACAUGUCUCCGACUCCAUAACAUGCGCCGCUGCAUCUGGUAUCAAAGUCCAGCCGCGAUCUGGAGGACAUUCAUACGGCAGUUACUCUCUCGGUGGGAAGAACGGUAGCUUGGUCGUCGAUCUGCAAAAGUUCAACGAGAUCACUCUGGAUAAAUCAACCAACAUCAUAAAAGUCGGCUCAGGUGUCCGCCUCGGAAACCUCGGUCUCGCAGUAUUCAACCAAGGCCACGCCGCCCUCCCUCAUGGGACGUUUCCCGGUGUAGGUAUCGGCGGACACUACACGCACGGCGGCUUUGGGUAUUCGUCGAGGAAGUGGGGUCUUGCUCUCGACACGAUACUCGCAAUGGACGUCGUCCUCUCCAACGGCACCCAGAUCCACACCUCACGCACCAGCCACGCAGACAUGUUCUUCGCCCUGCGCGGCGCGGCGGAUAGUUUCGGCAUCAUCACAACCUUCUACCUGCAAACCUCGCCCGCGCCUGUUUCCGUCACCAGUUACGUCGCGACAUUCUCUUCACAGCUUAACGCCUCAUCUGCUGCGUCGUCGAUACUCCUGCAACUGCAAUCCUUCGCGCUGACGUCGCCGCUGAUGAACCGAGACAUCACGCUUGAAGUAUACAUGAGUGUGUACGGAAAGUUUGAAGUAAGAGGGUGGUUCUUCGGCGAAGAAGAUCACUUCACGCGCACUGUUCUACCGGCUAUGUUGUCCACACUUCCUGUGCCAGAUAACACGACGAUCCGCACACGCGGCUGGCUCGAUGCGCUCAAUGACAUCGCGGAAGGCGAACCGCUGGCUGAGCCACUGAGUGGGUAUCACAACCACCAGACGUUUUACACCAAGUCAGUGGUGACGCGCGAGGCGGAGCCACUCACGAGAGCCGCGCUGGAGAGUUUCUUCGCGGAAGUGGGGAGGGGGUUGGGCAAGGUGCCGUUUGGAAGUUACAUCAGUCUUUACGGUGGACGAGAUAGUCAGAUCAAUGUGCCGGAUGUUGGGGACGCGGCAUUUGGAUUGAGGGAUAGUUUGUGGGUUUUUCAGAACAUUGGCUCGUCGGCGAAUAUGCUGCCGCCUUUCUCGCCGGAUAUCAAGGCUUAUGUGAAUGGCUUGAAUGCGGCGCUUACGGAUGCGCAGCCUGGAGGCGAGUUUUUGGCGUAUCCGAAUUAUCUGGAUCCAGAGUUGAGUCCGGCGGAGGCGCAUCGGCUGUAUUUUGGGAAAGAGACGUAUGAGAAAUUGCUGGGGUUGAAAGAGAAGGUUGAUCCAAAGAAGGUAUUUUGGAAUCCACAGGCCGUUGGGAAUUGA
Messenger RNA from Parastagonospora nodorum SN15, 1518 nucleotides. RefSeq lists its product as hypothetical. Lineage: Eukaryota; Fungi; Ascomycota; Dothideomycetes; Pleosporales; Phaeosphaeriaceae. Gene Ontology annotation, molecular function: FAD binding; oxidoreductase activity. The record is from RefSeq and is a predicted model, not a curated record. The coding region runs from base 1 to 1518 and encodes 505 amino acids. The transcript has 4 exons.